Messenger RNA from Paramecium octaurelia, 642 nucleotides. The record is from the annotation of a GenBank genome assembly. NCBI's taxonomy places the organism in Eukaryota, Ciliophora, Oligohymenophorea, Peniculida, Parameciidae.
GCAAUUAAUACAUAUAUUUUUGAAUAUUAAAUAAAGGCAUAUUACAAAGCAUUGUUUUAUUUUACCUUGUCAAUUUAAGCUCUCAAGAUUCCAGAAAAUAUUAUUUAAGUAGUUUAAUUGCCUAUUUUACAAAAGAUGGAUUAGAAUUAACCAAAAAAAGCAAUAAAGAGAGCUUAUUGUAAAAAACAGAAGCCAUAGGUGGUGUUUAGAUCAGAAAGUGAAAAAAUGAGAUAGUUGCUAUAAAUAAUUGAUGAAAAUAAAAGAAUAGCCAACAAUGACAAAGAAGUACCUUCUAGCUCUCCUAAUUCAUAAAUAAAGAAUGACUCUGAAUAACAGUAGAGUUCCCAAACUUAAUAGGGUGAUAAAAAUACUUAAAACACAACCCCAACUCAGGCUUAGCCAAGUGUAGAACAAUCAGUUAAAUAAACUUUGGAAAUCAAGAUCAUAAAAAAGGCUUAGCCACAGGAAUUACUGAAUGAAACUCAAAAGAAGAAGGUAAAGCCAGAUGAAAAUUAUGAAUAAAGAUUUUGUUAAAUGAAAUGUGAAUUGCAAAGUUUUUUAAGUUAUUGGAUCAUGAAACUUAAAUCUUCAGUCACUGAUACACAGUAGAUGGUGGAACAAUUGGAGAAGUUUAAAUUAUGA